Molecule: messenger RNA, 498 nt
Organism: Aspergillus ruber CBS 135680
Lineage: Eukaryota; Fungi; Ascomycota; Eurotiomycetes; Eurotiales; Aspergillaceae
Product: 2,4'-dihydroxyacetophenone dioxygenase family protein
Exons: 2
Coding region: 1-498 (165 amino acids)
Source: RefSeq, a predicted model, not a curated record
AUGAUGUCGUCAACCGGAGAUGAGCGGCCAAAAGCGACCGCUGUCCCAUACCGCGGCGAACCUUUACCGAAUGUCCCCAACGACCUCCUCAUCCCGAAUGUCUUGAGCUUGGACUUCGACGAGCGGCUCUGGGUCCCCCAAGCUACAGAUAUCUGGUUCCGCCCUCUUGUUUUCUCCGUCUCACAAGGAUAUUUCGUCAACCUACUUCGUGUUCGCAAGUCAGGAAUUUUGUCACGCCAUCGCCAUGCCGGUCCUCAUUGGUGGGCGACGGAGGGAAGUCAUGCAUUCGAGCCACCUGGUGAUAUCCAUACGCUCGAGGUUCCGGAUGGGGUCGAGGAGAUGGUGACUCUGUUUCAUGCUACCGGGGCUCAUAUUUAUGUUGAUCCCGAUGGGAAACUUGUCAGAGUGGAGGAUGUAUUCUCGAAGCCUGCGAGUGCGAAGACACACUAUGAACGGAUUGGAUUGGGUGCGAACUACGUUGAUCAGUUCAUUCGAUGA